This is a messenger RNA of Letharia columbiana, 1215 nucleotides long. RefSeq lists its product as uncharacterized. The record is from RefSeq and is a predicted model, not a curated record. Lineage: Eukaryota; Fungi; Ascomycota; Lecanoromycetes; Lecanorales; Parmeliaceae. The transcript has a single exon. The coding region runs from base 1 to 1215 and encodes 404 amino acids.
AUGUACCACUAUUCUGUCCCUCCGCAGGGAUAUGUCCGCUAUAACUACAAUACCUCAGCAACAACCUCGCCCUCGGGAUCGCCUCAACCGAUUCCGCACUACUCUUACUGGGUACCACCGCAGUAUCAAUCACCAACCACAUCACCAAAGUCUACAAAGCGACAUUCGCGCAAACAAAGCUACACCUACCCACAAGGCCCAGGAGGAUGGCACUCUCCAGCAGGAUACCCAUCCCCAAGUUAUUACGCUACCAGGCCAGACUACCAGUCGCCACCGGUAUACCAGGACCAUGUGAGUAGAGACAAUUUCGAACGAAGCAAACCAAAAGCUCGCCGCUUUUCAAACACUGGCAUCCAUGGUGGUGGCAACACCGACGGCCCAAGGCGCCACGCCUCCACGCGAUCGCAGAAACAGCCUAUCAUCAAUGAUACGUCUGACGAAGCAGAUGAGCCUACAUUCACGUACAUCAGGCCACAAGCCAGCCGCUACAAAGAAGAAAAGUACUACAAGCCAAAGCCCAAAGCUAACAAUCACUUCUUCUUCAACCAGGUGCCUGCUCAAGAGAAAGCCUCUGACUCACAAAAGACACGAGCGCGCCGGCCAUCGGAGUCUAGACCGUCGACGGCAAAACCAGCAAAAGCGGCGCCGCCACCACGCGAGGCAACAGCAGCUGAUGCAGCCAAACACCGAAUACCUGCUGGGUAUUCGUUGAAAAACUGGGAUCCCACUGAGUCACCGGUGCUGCUACUUGGGAGCGUCUUUGAUGCUAAUUCGCUCGGUAAAUGGAUCUAUGACUGGACCGUUUUCCACCAUGGACCACAAACACCGAUGUCUGAGGUAGCGGGCGAUCUCUGGUUGCUGCUCAUCAAGCUAGCCUGCAAGAUGAAGAGAGCUGAUGAAUGUUUGCCACGAGUCAGGUAUUCUGAUAACCGGGAAACGAUCAAGGACUUCCUGGCGGGUGGCGACCGACUAUGGGCGCGCUUCAAGAAACUUCUGAAGAUCUGCGAAGACUACAUGUGGAAGGUGGCGAGAAAGGAAGGAGCGAAAGGAUCUGUGAAAAUGGGGAAAAACAGCGGCUGCGAGUUUGUCGAUUCCAUCUUCGGAAGAGACAGGGAACUGGAGGAAACGGAGAGCCUGAUGCAAGGUAUCAGGCUCUGGAAUAUGCGUUUUGACGCAAACUGCGAGGAGAUCUUACGCCGUCCGUCGGCCGCCUAG